AUGCCCUUCCCUCUUCCUCUCCUCUCUCUCCAACCCGCCACUCUCUUCUUCACCCCCAAAGCCUUGUUUCUCAGCCGCAGCUCAAUCACCAUGUCAGUCCAGUCCGACGCCAUAAAUCCCAGUUCCCAAAAUGCCCUCCAAAUCUCCCAGAAUUACCCCGUGCCCCUCUCCCCUCCUCUGCCACCCAUCUCAAAGCAUAUAGAGCUGGCGAGAGCCAUGUCUGCCUCCUCCAAAUCCAGCCUCUUUUCCCUCUCUAGAGACGACGUCGUUUUCGAGGACCAGUGGCUCAUUGUUGUCAACAAACCUCAGGGAGUAUACUGUGAGAGCGUGUUGGAAUCGGUCCCUCAGCUUCUCUGUGACUCGGCCGAGUCAGUUGCAGGGACCCCGGCCAACCAGCUAGAACUCCAUCUUGCAAAUCGGCUUGAUCGUGACACUAGUGGGCUAAUGGUAAUAACCAAGUCACACAAAGUAGCUUCCAAGCUCGUGAAGGCAUUUACUGAUCAUAAAAUUUCGAAAACAUACAUUGCACGCUGCAUUGGUUCAGCUCCAAAAUGGGAAAGAAUCACCCUUAAAUCAGGUCAUGGUCGGUCAAAAUUUGGGGCCUGGCGAGUGUAUGCUGCUUCAGAUGUAGGCCGUACACUUCCAGGUGGAUCAAUGGUCAGAGACAUGGAAACAUCCUUUGAAGUAUUAUCAAUAAAUGGACAAGGGAGCUUGAAAGAGCCAUCUGAAUUUAAGAAAGAUGAAGCAAAUACUGUAGUAGUUCAAGAGAAAGCUGUAAUAGAUAAAGACACAAAGAAGGAUGAGAUUUUGGUGAGAGCGCGUCCUAGGAGUGGACGAACACAUCAAAUCCGCCUGCAUUGCCAGUAUCUUGGAAUUUCCAUAAGAGGGGAUGUCAAGUAUGAGGGCGUUUAUGAGUGGAAAGGGAGAACUUAUGAUGGCCAUGAACUUCAUGCAGAGAGCUUGUCUUUUGAGCACCCCAUUACUGGUCUUCCAGUAAUGUUUCAGGCACCUGUACCUUCUUGGGCCAGCCAGGCUUUGCAGCCCUAGUUAAGUGAGUCUAAUGGUUCUUGGUGUUCAUUUUCCGGUUUUGAGAAGAUCGAUCUUCCAAAUUAUGGGCAGGUUUCAUGCAUAAAAAAUGAGAAAGCAUAGCAUAUAGUUCUAGUGUGCAUCUCUGACUGCAGUUGAUAACUUGAUUCUAUGUGAACGGAACUGUAUUUUCUUGAUUCCUACUUCAACAUGGUUACUAUUAUCUACCAGAAAAGGUUUUAGGUUUGAUGCUGAAAGAAAGCACACAAUUGUCGCCAGUUUGCAACAGAAGCCUUCUCUUCACCUCACCAUCGGCUCCUUACAUUCGGCUUUGUAUGAUCAUCCUGGGAGAAUGGUUUGGGAUUGAAAUGUCAAAAACUCUUGUAAGUAAACAAAUUGCAAGGAAAAUCUGUUGUACCAUGUUUUCUUCUCAAA
Messenger RNA from Prunus mume (Japanese apricot), 1461 nucleotides. RefSeq names its product Pseudouridine synthase family protein. NCBI's taxonomy places the organism in Eukaryota, Viridiplantae, Streptophyta, Magnoliopsida, Rosales, Rosaceae. Gene Ontology annotation, biological process: enzyme-directed rRNA pseudouridine synthesis. Gene Ontology annotation, molecular function: RNA binding; pseudouridine synthase activity. The record is from RefSeq and is a predicted model, not a curated record.